AUGCAUGGUUCGACGGCAGACCGCAAACUAGAUGUUGGGUCUGUUGAUGAUCGGGAAGGGCCUCCAUACCACUGGAAGCAAAUACUAGUACCCGGAGAACUAAAGAGUAACCCGUCUGCCGACAUCGCCUACAAAGCUUGGAUCGACCUUGGGAGAUAUGCGAGGGAAGUGCUCGCCGCACAGGACACCCGACGCUUUGUGAUGGGCUUCACGCUCUGUGGAUCUCUCAUGAGAGUGUGGGCCUUUGACCGGCUUGGAGCCCUCGCAUCAGAGCAGUUUGACAUCAACAAAGACGGCCUGCAGUUUGUGGCGGUGAUCCUUGGAUUUCUUUGGAUUGAUGAAGAAGGCCUAGGGUUUGAUCCAACGGUCAUGGUGUCAGACAACGACCGAUUUAUCAAGAUUCAGCGGAACGGUUCUACCGAGCAGAUUGUUAUUGAUGGGGUCAUCCUUCGGGCGCGUUGUGUGGCUGGCCGCGCUGUGACUUGUUGGAAAGCCCACCCCAAAGGACAUCCAGAGACGCCGCUUAUCAUCAAGGAUUCAUGGCAAUAUCCCGAGCGCGAUGAGGAAGGCGAUCUUCUGCGUGAAGUGACGGACAAAGGCAUCGUAAAUGUGGCCCGGUGUUAUCACCACGAAACGGUCCGGAUUCGCGAGACAGAUGAUGACAUCUGGAACAACGUUCGACAUGGUCUAGAUAUCACGGCAGCGACGAAUUACCGGCCGGGAUGUCAGGUACCACCAAGCAAGAUGGUGAAAGAUGACUCGCGGAAGGGCCGUCCCGGCAGCAGCAAGAAGCGGCCCACCAGCCAAAUCGACUCCGCUUUGCCUCCAAGCAAGCGGUCCUGCUCCAUGUCUCCAACGAAGGUGCCAAGUACCCCACCCAAUCGGGUUCAUCGGCGCAUUAUUCUCCGGGAUUAUGGCAGUCCUAUCUACGAGGCGACCUCUCGAUCAGCCUUCCUUGCUGCUCUGGUAUGCUGCAUUGAUGCCCACGAGUCUUUAUGCAAGGCAGGCAUUCUCCACAGAGACGUAUCCAUCAACAAUCUCAUCAUCAAUGAGGACAGUCGCAACCCAUCCUGGUAUGCUUUUUUAAUUGAUCUUGACCUGGCAAUUCGAGAGCCAAGAGAAGGGUCCUCUGGUGCCAAGGGAAAGACUGGCACGCGAGCGUUCAUGGCAAUCGGGGCGCUGCUCGGCGAGCAGCAUUCGUUCAUGCACGACCUCGAGUCGUUUUUCUGGGUGCUUUUCUGGAUAUGCAUUCAUUAUGAUGCAGAUGGCAAGGAUGUUGGCCCGACCGGGUUUGAUAGGUGGAACUACGAGAGCGAUGACACGUUGGCUGAGCUCAAGAUGGGUGUAGUUGCUGACGAGCAAUACUUUCAGCAAAAGAUUACGGAGAGCUCCACUGCGCAAUACCAGCCACUAGUACCCUGGGUCAGAAAACUUCGGAGGGAAGUAUUCCCUAGUGGGCGUAAAUGGGACAGAUCAGAGCCUGGGCUUUAUUCCUCCAUGAGGCAGGUUCUUGACGAUGCACAGAAAGAUCCAGAGGUGCUGGCAAACACGUAA
Molecule: messenger RNA, 1554 nt
Organism: Colletotrichum orchidophilum
Lineage: Eukaryota; Fungi; Ascomycota; Sordariomycetes; Glomerellales; Glomerellaceae
Exons: 1
Coding region: 1-1554 (517 amino acids)
Biological process (GO): protein phosphorylation
Molecular function (GO): protein kinase activity
Source: RefSeq, a predicted model, not a curated record